AUGUUCCUCCCAGACUUGGAUUAUUUUGUGCGGAGGCUGAACAUAGAGAGGCCGGAUGUGGCACACGUAGAGCACGCGUGGGGGGGCGAGUCGUUUUGGGGUGAAGACUCGCUGCACUUCGAGCACUUGAACCUGGGGCUGCUGUGCGUCUCCUCCAGACCAUCUCGGUGGAACCGGCUCCUCUUCAGGCUGAUGCUGUGGAAGAACUCGCGGCGAUGGGGGAGGUGGUUUGGCGGGUCGCUGCUUGUGCCGCUGAUGACGAACCGGCUGGUAUUCAAGUGGAGCGAGGCCGGGUGCACAGACUACGCGGCCGGGUGGUGCCGCUAUGUGCACUUCACGAGGCCGAAGGCCCGAAGGGUGCAAGACGCCUUCCGCGUGAUGAACCGGGAGCGGGCAGAGCGCCAGAAGGAGAGAAGGCACGAGGAACAGCGACGCAGACAGAGGGAGAUGGAUUAG
Prorocentrum cordatum is the source of this 456-nucleotide messenger RNA. The record is from the annotation of a GenBank genome assembly. Lineage: Eukaryota; Dinophyceae; Prorocentrales; Prorocentraceae.